AUGUCAGUUGUCCCAAAAAUACCAUCCGGCUGCUUUUUCCAGGUGCCCUUUUUAAAGAUUAGAAAACUAGUGCUGUAUUCGACAUCGCUUGAAGCCACAAGCAAGAAGCCGCUGGGUAUCGGGCUACCCUCCGUUAUUCGAACGCUGGUGGCUUCACGAGCCUGCACUCUUACAGUCAGCGGGAAAGUUUACCGUGGACUGUGCGCCACGGAGCCGCUGCUGCUUAUGGCUGCUGGAUUGCUGUCAUUUUAUACCACAUUGUUUGAUGAUCAUGGUAAGCUAGAUGUUCCAAUUUCUUUACAGAAGCCGUUCUAUGAGGUAGCACGGAGCUGGGGAGUUAUCAGUCUAGUGGAUGUAAAAGAAGACCCACUGAAGGGACUGUUACUGCAUGGAAAUGGAAAUUAA
Arctia plantaginis is the source of this 405-nucleotide messenger RNA. The record is from the annotation of a GenBank genome assembly. NCBI's taxonomy places the organism in Eukaryota, Metazoa, Arthropoda, Insecta, Lepidoptera, Erebidae.